Messenger RNA from Nematocida homosporus, 783 nucleotides. RefSeq lists its product as uncharacterized. The transcript has a single exon. The coding region runs from base 1 to 783 and encodes 260 amino acids. The record is from RefSeq and is a predicted model, not a curated record. Lineage: Eukaryota; Fungi; Microsporidia.
AUGCGGAAGAAACACAACGAGGAGAGACUUUCAAAACGAGUCCGACGCGAAUCGGUAGAAGAGUCUGAGUCCGAGACAGUUCAUCCGCCUGAAGAACCCCAAGUUCUAGAAGCUUCUAAUUUACAUCCUUUUUCGAUUAUAACGGCUGCUUUUUACUCUUUUAUUCGUCUGUUGGGCUCAGCCCGGCGUGUGCAUGUUUCUAGUGACUCGACUGGUGAAGGCAAUACAGGUGAAGAUAAUUUAGCGGAUUUACAGGAUAAUAGUGAGGGUAGUGGUGUUGGAAGUAAUACGGGUAGUACUACUGAUGAUGAGACACGAAGGACUAUUCUUUCGAUUAUUCAAGGGAUGUUUGGAGGAGCGGGGAUUGGAAGAAGAGAGAUGGGACUGAGCACGGGUGCUAGUUCGGGUAGUUCAGUUAAUUCACAGGAUUUUGAGUUGUUAUUACACCAGAUGCCAUCUAGUUAUGGACAGGAUCCCAGUAGUAUUGUAUUUACAGUGAUCUACUAUAUUGGUGAGGAAGAACCACGAGUUAAAACGAUGAAACAAGAGGAUUUAGAUAAGGCUAGUCCGGAAAAGACCGUUGAUGAGCCUCAGGGCGAGUGUCCGAUUUGUUUGGAGGAGAUUGAAACUGGAGCUGUUGUUCGUCGGCUGGUCUGUUCCCAUAUGUUUCAUAGCAGCUGUAUUGCUGAGUGGUUGACCCAGUAUGCCAAUGAGUGUCCAAUGUGUCGCACUUCAACUCUAGAUGGGCUUGAGAAGCCCGUGGAAGAUGAUAAAGUUGGCUAG